AUGGCUGGAGAGGACUUCGCCGGGCGGGCGGCGCAGUCCGGCGUGCUCACGCUCGCCGAGACCAACGCCAUCUUCCUGUGGCACGCCGCCGCCAACAAGCCCGCGCUGCUGUUCGGCACCGAGCCGCGCCGGGGCCUGGCGCCGCAGCGCUGCCGCCGCUUCCAGUCCUGCGCCUACCGCAGCAACCAGUGGCGGUACCGCGGCCGCUGCGACAGCAUCCAGUUCGUCUUCGACGGCUCCAGCUGCGGCUCGGCCGAGUACGGCGCCGAGAUCGAGCUGAAGCGCCAGGGCGUGUCCGUGGCCCAGCGGGUCAUCGAGUACUUCUCGGACGGCUCCAGCAGCACCUUCGCGGUGUCGUUCGACUACCCGGUGCAGAUCGAGCCCGACACCUUCUACACCGCCAGCGCGGUGCUGGACGGCAACGAGCUGAGCUACUUCGGCCAGGAGGGCGUGACGGAGGUGCAGUGCGGCAAGGUGACCUUCCAGUUCCAGUGCUCCUCGGACAGCACCAACGGCACCGGGGUGCAGGGGGGCCAGAUCCCCGAGCUGGUCUUCUACGCCUGAGCGGGGGGGGCUUUUAU
Messenger RNA from Pseudoliparis swirei, 581 nucleotides. Its product is annotated as BTB/POZ domain-containing protein 3-like. Gene Ontology annotation, biological process: cerebral cortex development; dendrite morphogenesis; neurogenesis. The record is from RefSeq and is a predicted model, not a curated record. The transcript has a single exon. NCBI's taxonomy places the organism in Eukaryota, Metazoa, Chordata, Actinopteri, Perciformes, Liparidae. Bases 1 to 564 code for a protein of 187 amino acids. Gene Ontology annotation, cellular component: cytosol.